Molecule: messenger RNA, 1317 nt
Organism: Mangifera indica (mango)
Lineage: Eukaryota; Viridiplantae; Streptophyta; Magnoliopsida; Sapindales; Anacardiaceae
Product: leucoanthocyanidin reductase-like
Exons: 5
Coding region: 147-1214 (355 amino acids)
Molecular function (GO): oxidoreductase activity
Source: RefSeq, a predicted model, not a curated record
AUGCAGGCGAUUCCGUAAAACACGUCGUGGAGCUUCAUCAAUUCUAUAUAUAUGUCAGCAACUUAACAACUAACCAACUCGAUCGUAUCUUUUUUCCUUCUCUUUGUCGGAAAAGAACUACGUGCAAAAGAAGAAGAAGAAAAAAAAUGACUCUGUCACCCGCAUUUUCUACAGCCAAGAGCAGCAGGGUCCUGAUCAUUGGAGCCACCGGCUUCAUAGGUCGCUUUGUUGCCGAUGCCAGCCUCGACUCCGGUCGACCCACCUAUGUUCUCGUCCGCUCCAGUGUCAGUAGCCCCAGUAAGGCCAAAAUCACCCAGCAACUGCAAGACAAAGGCGCUGUUAUAUUAUCUGGAUCAAUAAGUGACAAGGAAGUAAUAGAGGAAAUGUUGAAAGAGCAUGACAUUGAUAUCGUAAUAUCGACUGUUGGUGGUGAAAAUAUAUUAAACCAGCUCCCUCUCGUAGAAGCCAUUAAAGCUGCUGGCACCGUUAAGAGAUUUUUGCCAUCUGAGUUUGGGCAUGAUGUGGACAGAGCUGACCCGGUGGAACCAGGUCUCCUCAUGUACAAAGAAAAGCGCAAAGUUAGGCGUUUAAUUGAAGAACUUGGUGUUCCUUACACAUACAUUUGCUGUAAUUCAAUUGCUUCUUGGCCCUAUCACGACAAUCACCACCCGUCGGAAGUUCUUCCUCCGUUGGAUCAGUUUAAAAUCUACGGUGACGGUAGCGUCAAAGCUUACUUUGUUGCUGGCACUGAUAUUGGAAAAUUUACAAUGAAAAUUGCUGAUGACAUUCGAGCGGUGAACAAAAUUGUUCAUUUUCGACCACCAUCCAAUUGCUAUAACAUUAACGAGCUUGCAUGUUUAUGGGAAAAGAAAAUUGGAAGAACUUUACCCAGAGUUACUGUUACUGAGGAUGAUCUUCUUGCUGCUGCUGCUGCUGCAGGAGAAAAUCGUAUACCACAAAGCAUUGUUGCAUCAUUCACACAUGAUAUCUUCAUAAAAGGUUGUCAGGUUAAUUUUUCGAUUGAUGGCCAUGCUGACGUCGAAGUGAACGAUCUGUAUCCUGAUGAACAAUUUCGUAGCUUGGCUGAUUGCUUCACUGACUUUGCCCUCCAGUUAAAUGAUAAAACUGUGGAGAAUGAUGAGAAGCCACAGCCACAGCCACUGCCACUGCCACUCCCACCCACCAAACUUCCCACUCCAAAUAUUUGUGCUUGAUGAUAUCUACUUUCAGUUGUUUUCAAAUAAUGUCAUCAUGUAUUCUCAAGUCAUAUUUUCCCAUUAUGUCGCAAGAAUUAAUGCACUAAAUUUAUGUUGCAAA